CUGCACAAAUGGCUUCGCUUUAUAGACCCUCACAAAGCUGUGCGGAAAACUAACAGUCUGCUGGAUCUUGAGGAGUAUAGUUAUCGCUAUAAGCGAAUCAAAGAACAGUAUGGGCGAAAUCUGGUUGAGAACUGGACAGAAAAGACCGACCCAAAAAAGUUUGUCUAUGAAGACUGUGGAAUUGCAGCUUACCUUUUGGAGUUAUGGAAAAAACGGGGACAUAUUCCGAAGAAGUUUGCAGAUCUAGGAUGUGGAAAUGGGUUGCUUGUACAUCUGUUGAACAAAGAAGGAGUAAAUGGUGUUGGCAUUGAUAUCCGAAAGCGGAAAAUCUGGUCGGAACAGCUUUCUGAAACAUCUUUGAUUGAGCAAAUUGUUGACCCUUCACAGAAAGAUAAUUCUAUACCAUCUGACGUGGAUUAUCUUAUUGGUAAUCAUACUGACGAGUUGACUCCGUGGAUGCCCAUCAUGGCUGCAAGAAGAAACAUCGAAUUUUUCGUGUUGCCAUGCUGUCCGUUUACCUUCCAUGGAAAAUAUGUGGCCAGGCCUGGUGACACAGGCAGUCAAUAUGAUUCUUUUCUGAAAUUUAUAAAGGAGAUAUGUGCUCGCCUGGGUUAUAUUGUUGAAGAAGAUCGAUUAAGCAUUCCUAGCACAAAGAGGGUAAGUUUUUGCAUGUUUUCGAAUUUCGUCAUUUGUUCACUUGUUUUUCCGAGAUCACAUUUCAUUGACGCUCUUUUGUGAAC
Cylicostephanus goldi is the source of this 740-nucleotide messenger RNA. Lineage: Eukaryota; Metazoa; Nematoda; Chromadorea; Rhabditida; Strongylidae. The record is from the annotation of a GenBank genome assembly.